AUGUCUUUGGAAUAUUUAGCUAAUACGUUGAUCAAUCUUCUUGAUAGAAAAAAUAUUUUCCCUCCUCAAUUAAACAAUCCCGAACAUUUAUUAUCGGUUCCGUAUAAGAGGAUCAAUCCUCCUACUCGACCACCUAAUGGUUUCUUAAUUUGUAGAAAAAAUGUCCAUCAUGAAGCUAAAUCAAAAGGUCAAACCAAUAUGCGGGUUAUUAGUAAAGUAUCGGGAUUUCUAUGGAGAAAUGCCACCUUGGAAGAAAAAGAAAUUUAUGAAGAACUAGCUAAUCAAGUUAGCCUCUUAUAUUCGCAAAAAUAUCAUGGACAAGGUCAACCACCAAAUCCUUAUAAUUACACCUAUUAUCACCCUUAUUAUUAUUAUCCAUAUCCUUAUGCAUCUCAUCGUCACAAUGAAAAUAUUUUUUAUCAUUCCAAUCAAAAUAAUAAUUAUACGAAUUCUUCAGAUACCAUGUUUGCAGAAAUGACUCGAUACUAUAUUGACGUGAUAAACAAUACAGGCAUAGGUGAAGCUUUGGCCUUUUGUGUUUAUCAAAAAAUGCCUUCGACUCCAUUUUCGGAUAGUGUUUCAUGGCUUAUAACUUCAAUUUCAAGUGGAGCAGUUUCAACUUUAAGUUGGAAUCUUGAUAAAUAUUUGGUUGCAUUAGCUGAGUACAGUCAAAAAAGAGGUCAAGGUGGCACAUAUGUCAAUAAAAAACUUGCCAUGGCUUCUCUUGGGACUUCAUGGCAAAUUCGAGAUAAUAUUGAAGAUGAUUCCCAAUUAUUAAUUCCAUUACCUGAUACAGUUAACUCUAAUAUAAUUAAAAUAAUCAAUAAAUCAAGUCGUCCAACCGAUUGUGGAAUAGGGAUGUGGGGAGGGACAACUAUUUUUGAACGGAAUCUUCGACCAGAAUCUGCGGCUGUAUUUAAAAUCGAACCUGAAUAUUGGAUUGGAGUUUUUGCGAAAGAAAUUCGGCGAAAUCAAGUGGUCGAUGAUUCUAUUGCUUUAGAUUCAAUGAAAAUUCAAUUUCCAAAUUCAGGAUUUAAUGUUGCAGCGGUGACCGCAAUAUAUAAAGAUGAAAAAGUUAUACUUAAAGUUAAUUAUACUCGAAGAAAAUUACCUUUUCUUAUUAAAUGUCUAUGGAAUCUCGCUAUGACAACAUUCAAAACUAUUUUUAUUUCGCCUUUCGUAACAACAUAUAAUUGUUUUAAAUCUAUGUUUAAACCACCUUUUGCAAAAAAAGUUCAUGUAGACUAG
Molecule: messenger RNA, 1248 nt
Organism: Diversispora eburnea
Lineage: Eukaryota; Fungi; Glomeromycota; Glomeromycetes; Diversisporales; Diversisporaceae
Source: the annotation of a GenBank genome assembly